Molecule: messenger RNA, 3188 nt
Organism: Amyelois transitella
Lineage: Eukaryota; Metazoa; Arthropoda; Insecta; Lepidoptera; Pyralidae
Gene: Ced-12
Product: engulfment and cell motility protein 1
Exons: 1
Coding region: 133-2367 (744 amino acids)
Biological process (GO): cell motility; actin filament organization
Cellular component (GO): plasma membrane
Source: RefSeq, a predicted model, not a curated record
UGACAAUAUUGAAUUGAUUGUUGAUUGCUUGCUUGGUUUCCUUUCCUUGUUUCGUUCACUAUUUGCAAUUGAUAUCAUAAUUUAAGGUGUGGUGUGGCGAUUUGUGAAUGUUUACUAUCAAUGGUGUAUUAAAUGUCUACAGAACCUAUCAAAAUGCCGUCAGCGACGAGAGAGAAGGAUUCAACGAUCCUUAAAAUCGCUGUGGAAAUGCUCAAUGCCCCAGAAAAGGUGGCCCAGUUGAUUGAAUUUGACCAAACACAACCUUUGUCGAGUAUCAUACAGUUACUGUGUAACGCCUGGGGUCUCCCGGACCCUGAGAACUACGCAUUACAGUUCUCCGAAACAAACAAUCAGAAUUACAUUACAGAAAAAAAUCGUAACGAGAUAAAGAACGGUCUCGUGUUGCGACUGGAGCAGUCCCCCGCGAGGACGGUUCAGGAUAUUUUAGCGAAAAUUAAAAAUGGAAGCGAGUCUGAACAAGAAGCGGCCCUGUCUAAACUAGCUACUUUGAGCAGUGACCUCACCUUCGCUCUCGAGUUUAUUAACAAAAAAGGUUUGUCGCUCAUCAUCAACACCAUCGAGACAGGCAGAUUUAAAGGCAACGCCCUCAGAGACGCGCUAGUCACGUUUGUAGAACUCAUGGAUCAUGGUAUUAUAUCUUGGGAUAUUCUCGAGAAUCCUUUCAUUAACAGAGUUGCAAGUUUCAUCAACAACCAAGCCAGCCCACAGGACCCGAAAGUGAUUCAAGCCUGCCUCUCAAUACUUGAAAACAUUGUACUCAACAGUUCCAGCAAGAAAUCACAUGUUGAAAAAGAAAUAACAAUUCCCAGUCUGGUGUCCCACUUACAGAAUCCCUAUCAAGACAGCAUCAUCCAGCAGAAUGCCAUCGCACUCAUCAAUGCUAUAUUUUCCAAAGCUGACACAAUCAAAAAGAAAACAAUAGCUGCCACUCUCUCCUCUAAACAAGUACGCAAUGUUAUUUUUGAGAAUCUUAUUGGAGUCGGGGACUUCUCCAAGACUUCUACCAAAGAUACAAUGGGAACAGAACUCUCUCACCAGCUUUACAUUCUGCAAACAUUAAUGCUCGGGCUGCUGGAGCCCAAAAUGAGACAAAGGGCUGACAGCAAUGAACAAGAGUCACAAGAAAAAAUUAAAGAAUUACGGAAAGUUGCAUUUGAAAAUGAUGCCCACUUCAACAUGGAAGCAGUCACACGAAGACAACCAGGAAGCCUCUCAAAGGAUCCUAAGAAACUUGGCUUUAAAUGUGAAAUCGAUCCCAUCAAAGAUUUUAAUGAAGUACCUCCGGGUGUGUUGGCAUUAGACUGUAUGCUGUACUUUGCCAGAAAUUAUACAGAAGAUUACACUAAGAUUGUCCUAGAAAACAGUUGCAGAGCUGAUGAGCAUGAGUGUCCCUUUGGCAAAACAAGUGUGGAGCUUGUGAAACUGCUCUGUGAUAUCCUACACAUCGGGGAGCACCCCAGUGAACAGGGGCAGACUUAUCAUCCCUUGUUUUUUACUCACGACCAUCCGUUUGAAGAAUUAUUUUGUAUUUGUAUUGUACUACUGAACAAAACAUGGAAAGAGAUGAAGGCCACUUCAGAGGAUUUUGUAAAGGUGUCCAGUGUGGUUAAGGAACAGAUUAGCAGGGCAUUGUCUGAAUCCCCAAAGAGCUUUGACAAAUUUAGACAAAAAAUUAACCAAUUGACAUAUCCUGAUAUCAGGCAAAUCUGGCAACAAGAACGCACAAAUAGAGAAGUCUGGGAGUCGCAUGCGAGGCCAAUUGUUGAACUCAAAGAGAAAAUAACUCCCGAAAUUAUUGAGUUGAUAGAGCAGCAGAGACUAGGAGUUCUUGUGGGAGGAACCAGGUUUAAGAAGUACUCCACAACACGGCCACAGAGGACCAAAGACAAGUUCUGGUUUGUUCGUUUAUCUCCCAAUCACAAAGUGUUGCACUACGGAGAUUGUGAUGAAAAAAGCACACCUAGCUUAGAAGAAUUGGGCAACAAGCUGCCAGUGUCAGAAAUCAAAUGUGUAGUGGUCGGCAAAGACUGUCCUCACAUGAAAGACUUGAAAGGCAGAAAGAUAACCCCGAGCCUCGCCUUCUCUUUGAUCCUAAAAUCAUCAGAGUUGACUUCCUUGGACUUUGUGGCACCAGAUGAGCAGAUCUUUGACUAUUGGACUGAUGGCAUCAAUGCAUUAUUAAAAGAAAAGAUGUUAAGCAAAUCAUUUGAGUCUGAUUUAAAAGCACUAUUGUCUAUGGACAUCAAAGUGAGAUUAUUGGAUGCAGAAGGCAUUGACAUUCCACAGGACCCACCACCAAUACCAGAAGAACCUGAUGACUAUAAUUUUUACUAUGAGAACAACUAAGCUAUAAAAAGUAUUUUAAGUACUAGCAGGUGGCCCAAAAAUUAAAAUUACAUGAUAUGCUUAGUAAAAUGGAAAAAGCUGACUGGUACAACAUGGGUACAAUGAAAUCAUUAUAUUAAAGUUUUAAAUUAAAAUUUUGUAGAUAAUUUUUAUUGUUAAUUUCUUGGGUGGCAAUGGCAAAUUUAUAUUAUAAAAUCAAUUGUAUAGGCCAAUUACACAAAUAGUCGCGCUCAAAUUUCUUUGGCACGGAUUAAUCCAAUUUACUUUUUACCGCAAGAUUUUAUGACCCUACUUUAUUUUAUCGAUUUCAUUAAGUUACAGCUAAUUUAUUUUCAAUUGUUUGACGAAUACAGUCGUCGGGCCGAGCACGGACGAGGCGCGCCGCGCAUCACAAUCGGGUCGCGUUUCCGUUGCGCCGCUACUCUCAGACAUUUUAACCACUUUGUAUAAAUAGAAGCAUUACAUAAGCAAUAUUUCUAUUUAUUAUAUUAUCUAAUAUUAAGGUGCAAUGAUAUUUAUAUCUGUAUCGUUAAACCAAUGUAAUUUAAGUUUUUAGUAUUAUUAUAGAACGUAUUCAAAUUAUUACGACUGAUUUUAAAAUUCAACUAUAUUGUUUUCUUGUUUAUUUAAAAGAAGGUAAACAAAGAAACCACGUCGAACCCUUUUUUGUUAACCAUCUUUUAUAUCUCUGUAAAACAAACUAUAUAGGUAGUGUGGCCUGUGGAUUCACGAAACCUUAACUUUAACUACCAAAGAUCGUGUCUAAAGAACAAAGUAUAUCUAAAUGUAUUAUGUACAAAUAAAACAAAUAUUUAAGUGGA